AUGAAAGAAGAAGAAGACAUUUUCCGACAGAGUUCUUCAAUAUGCGUCAACUACUGUGGCAAAGCCGUAAAAGUGAGCGACUUGACGCGUCGGAGCACAGUGACCCAGGUGAUACGGAAGCUCGUCAAGCAGCUGUCCCUGCACAACGAAACAAGCUGGGAGAUUGUGGAAGAGUGGCGGGGUACCGAGCGACCGUUACCUACUCGUACACGUCUAUUGAAAGUUUGGCACGCAUGGUCCUCUGAGCAAGUGCAUGUCAGCUUCAGACUCCAGCUCUCCUCCAAGCGAAGUGCCUCCUACAGACAUCGAAGAAGACAUCGCCACUCCGUCAGAGAAGGGCAACGAAGAUACAUCUCCGAGUGGAGCGAGAGCGAGUCUUCCGAAUCUUCGGACUCGUUCCUUUCCGACUCCAUCGUCAGCGACAGCUCAACAGAAUCCGAGUCCGACUGCGAGCUCGUUCUCCGAAGCCGGAAGAAGACGACUCCACAAGUCGACCUCGCAGCGGAGCGCAAGAAACAAAUCGAGCUCAUCCAGAGUCAGCAGAUUUCCCUCGCCGCCAUGGCUAAAACCGAGGCGCAAUUGAAUGCAAGUAUCGAGACGCAAUUAGCGAAGAUCGAGGCUGGUGCGAAACAGGAAGGACUGAUAACGGCGUUGGGCUCCUCUUACAAACUGAUCGCAAGCAUAGAAGAGCGCCUGGCCCCGUUGAAAAAAGAAAUCAUCGAGCUAAACAGCCAAAUCUCCGAACUCACUUCAAACAGCUCUGAAAACAGCGCCGUACUGCAGCUAAGAGCAGCCAUCGACGCGCAAAUUGAGAUCACGAAAAGACUCGAUGAUGAAGCCGAAGAGCUUGCGGCCGCACAACAUGAUCUAGCGGAAUGCGUGGAGGACAGAGAGCACUUUCUCCUUGAUUCGAUCCACAACGCGAGUGGAAACCAGCAGGUAAGCCGCGAUUCUAACCCGCCUAGGAUGCUAGAGAGCGAAAAGUCGAGCAAUUCCUCCUCGGAAGACGCCGACGACGAAUGGUCAAUGGGCCGGCUGAGUUCCUACGACGAAAAUGUUGAGAAGAAGCACACGUCGAAAAUGGAAACGAGCGGUGCAUACGGCCGCGUCAAGCCGGUUUAUUCUACAUCGACGACCUGUUCGGACUCUGGGCACGUGUCCGAUGGUUCAGACUCGAAGAACGGGUCGGCAGAUCGCUUCAGUUUCACCGACAGUGCGAUUGACUCAUCGACAGAAUGCAAAGCCAAACUAAGAUCAAAUUGUCACGUUGAAAGUGACUCGGAUUCAGUGAGACUGAACUACGUGCAACAACUGCGGCAGAGCUCGUUGAUCAUUCGCAGCACAUCCAUCAGACUGUCUCGAGAAGCCAGACGACAGAACUCCUCACUUCAGAAAGCUCGCGAAACGAGUCCUAGCAAGAAGGCGAGCUCUCAAAAGCAGCCGGAAAAGACGAAAACGGCGGCGAAAGAAAACCCGCUGCGUACCGAAAAGAACUCCAAAGGAAAAUGCCAAAUAGCGUCACCGACAAACAUUUAUGCAAUUGAGAAAGUCUUUUCGGAGAAGUUUCAGGGCAUUGAAGGGAGACGAUUCGGGCGACACGGAACAGCGAAAAGGAAAAAGCGGUUCACUUUUGAUUUCAACCCUUAUUUCGAAAAUUCUUCUUUUGAACCGGUUCCAAAAGAGGUCGAAAGGAAAGAAGCCGACGAGCGAAUUCUUGUAGAAGACGAGUGGACUGUCCGGAAUAGUAGUACAUUUCGCAUCGAAGAUCAUUGUUACGUCAAUCCGGCGCUGAGCUUGACCGUGGACGAUUUUGAAAUGGCAAGCUAUGAGGGCCUUUCCAGGGUCGUCGAGAUCAAGAGGAAAAAGAAGAAGGAUCCUCUAGGCUUCAAAGUCGCCUAUAUACCGGACAGAAAGGGAAACGUGUUUACCGCGGUUACUGAAGGUAGCAUCUCAGCGCAAUGUGGUCUCCUUGCUGGUGAUCGAGCCCUAUCUAUCGAUGGAAAGAACGUUGAAAAGCUCGAUCAUCAGAAAUUUGUCGACACUCUCAAGAAGACAAAGACAAACAUCAAACUCGGCGUCAUCGGAUACCAGGUCGAUCCAGUCAAUCCCGCUCGAGAUGCCGAAGCAGCUGAUCUUGGAUUCAAGAUUUGCGUUCUCAAGAAAGAAGGCAAGGGAUACGGCUUCUCGUUGAACACCAAUCCUGGCUCGACCGAAGGAACUUCGGAGCACGUUCUUCAAAAGGUUGCUCCAGGUGGUGCUGCCGACAAAGCUGGUGUUUCUGAUGGUAUGCACCUUAUCGCCAUCAACGGCGUCGAUUUGACAUCGAAGAGCCACGCUGAAAUCGUCAAUAUUGUCAAGAAAGGCGGCUCUACUCUCGUUGUCAAGGUCAAAACCGGACCCAAGAAAGAAGAAGACGAACGAUCGGAAAUGGCAGAGAGCGAGAUCGCUGCUGCCAAAUCCGUCGCACCGGUUGAAAAAGCGUCGACAAAUCUGCACGAGUCGUUCGCGUCAUGCGAAGCUCCGGCACCGAUUACGGCUUCAAGAUCGUUUUCAAUCAAGAAAUUAGAAAAAGUGCUGUUACUAAUCAUCUGGGCUGUGAACUCAAAGUCUAUUGUCGGGCUUUCUCAUUCGGAAGUGGUUAGCCUCAUCCGCACUCAUCAAAACCACGUCGUCUUCCUUGUCACCAGCCUCGCCGCUCACGAUCAAUUUGUCGCCGACGGUACCGAACCAGACGCAAGCCAGGCCACUCUUGCUUGGGAAGCGGAUUACGGUAACUUCGGUAUCCCGCGAAAUCUUUUGGUUGAGAAGCAGCCUGAUGUCAAAUAUGGCUUUAACUUGACUUACAAAUCACACACACAUGCGAUCACAGUAAACCCUGGCUCGCCCGCGGAAGCUGCUGGAUUCCAAAAUGGCGACAUAGUCUGUGCCAUCAAUGGAGCCGACGUGGAGGGACUCUCCCACAGCGACGCGAUGACCCACGCCAAAGUUCAUGAUAACCACAUUGAGAUGACUGUCAUCGACCCUGCUGCCUUGAAACUAUUCCAAAAACUCGGCAUCAAAAUCACAACCGAAUUGGCUGAGCUCCUCGCCAGCUUCAAGAUCAUCAAGCGCCAGCUUUCUGAGCCCCCACAAUAUGAAGAGGCCACUGCCCCUGAGCCUGAACCGGAAGAGGAAGAGCCCGAGCCCGAGGCAGAAGAGCCCGAGCCAGAGCCAGAGGAAGAAAGUGACAGGCUCGUCGAACAUCCAGCACUUGCUGCCGCAGCCAUCGCAAAGGCGCGCGCUGAUUCUGAUGGACCUGCCCCUCUACCCCGUCUUGUCACUCUCAAGGACAACAACGGAUACGGCUUUUUCCUUCAAGACAAGGAUGGUGGCCACUACCUCACAGAUGUCGAAGAAGGCGAAGCCGCCCAAUUGGCUGGCGUUCUCGACAACGAUCGAAUCGUUGAAGUCAACAAUAAGAACGUCGAAGGUGCUAAACAUAGCACUGUUGUCGAUCUCAUCCGACAGCACACUGAUCACGUAACGUUCUUGGUCGUCGACAAGGAGUGCGAUGACUACUAUAAAGAGCGUGAUGUAAAGAUCACGAAGGCUCUGCUUGGAAUUGAACCACGAGCACGCCUUAUCCGAGUGAAGAAAGCCGAAGGUACCUUUGGUUUUGAGAUGCACACUGAGCCUUCCGAGCUUGGCCGCGUCCAGCUUCUACGAAACAUUGUUGUUGGUGGCCCGGCUGCUCAAGCGGGACUUGAGGAGCACGAUCGAGUUCUUGAAAUCAAUGGCCAGACACUUGACGAUGUCAGCCAUGAAGACGCUGUUGACAUUAUUCGCAACUCGGGUGAUACCGUUGUGUUCCUUGUUGCCGAUGAGGAAUGUCUCGCCUUCUUUGCCGCAAAAUCGAUCACAAUUACUCCCAUUCUAAAAGAAGCGGAACCCGAACCUGAAGUCGAUUUCGAAGAGCCAGAGCCCGAGCCUUCCGUCAACGGAGACUCGGUCGCUGAAUCGGUUCCAGAGCCCGAUUCGGAGCCUGAACCAGAGGCACCAAAGGUGCCUGAAGUUCAUGAAGCAAAUUUAUCUGUCGCCGCCGCAGCCGGAAUUUACGGAGGCCGCACAAACGCAGUGACAGCAGCUGCCGCGACCGUUUCCACCAUCACCACCGAAAAGACUGUGGCCCUAAAGGAAGAGCCAGAUGUAUCUGCUGGUCUUACCGUGGCGAUGGCUAGACAAAUGAAGAUUUUCGGAACCGUCAAGUCCUUCAAGGUUAACCCACGAGCUCGAGUCAAUGAUCAAGUGCCUCUUGUCGAUAGAACACCAACUCCUCAGCCAGCAUACAGUGCUCCUACUCCAGUAGCUCCACCAGCUCCAAAACCAGUCCAUGUUAAGCCAGCGGCUGCCGCUGCUGUUGUUGUUAACUCAAGCCAGCCACAAACUUCUAAGCCUCGGGCUCCAGCUGGUGCUUCAAUCGCAGCUCUGAUGAACCGAUUCCAACAGAACGGACAAGUACUCACAGGAGGCCAGAUGCCCGAGCAAGGAGUGCCAGAACAGCAGAGCGUCAAAAUCGUCGCUGCUAAGGCAACUGUCGAUGGCAGUGCGACCGCUGGCGCUAUCGGAGUCGCUGUCAAACAACAGCCCAAAUCACCUGAGCCUGUCGUCAAUAAGGUCAUGCGCCCCAACAUCUCUGAGGUCAACAAAAUGGCAAAUGGACAGGUCGCUCCGGCUGCGCCCAUGCAACCAACACAGAUGUACGGCCAGCCACAAUACCAACAACCUCAGCAGCCAUUCCAGCAGUACCCAAUGUAUCCGCAAUCUCCUCAGGGUGGCUAUCAACCAUUCCCCGUACAGCCUUUUGCUCCGUACGGCGCACCCCAACCCCAAUAUGGCGCUCCCCAACCUGGCUUCAUGCCAUACAUGAACCAAAUGCCUCCACAACAAGGCUUCUACCCACCUCCACCACCGCAACAGCAGCAGCAACAACAGCCACAGUACCGUUAA
Messenger RNA from Oikopleura dioica, 4986 nucleotides. The record is from the annotation of a GenBank genome assembly. Lineage: Eukaryota; Metazoa; Chordata; Appendicularia; Copelata; Oikopleuridae.